AUGGCAGCUUAUGCAGCUCUGGUUUCUGUGAUGAACAUCAUUGAGCAGAUGAUGAGCCAUCCUCGCCUUUCAACUGUAUUCGACAAGAAACAGAUUGAAUCCAUUGGGGAGAAGGCUGAUGGCUUGCUCAACUUGAUAACCAACACUAAUAUUGAUGGAGGUAGCAGAGAAGCAUCAGAUCUGGAGAGUCAAAUCGCAUCUGCAGCUCACGCAGCUGAAGAUGUUAUUGAAUCACACAUUGUCGAUCAAAUUCAUGCUGGAUCCAGUCAUGGAUGCUCGUUGUCGGAUCUGCAACAAAUAAUUGAAGAAAUGGAUGGUAUCAUGAAAAAGGGUGCUGAGCUUAAGGAGAAAUGGCGAGCGAGAGAGGAGCAAGCUGCACAUGGUGACGUGGAUGUUGUGGAGGAGAAACAACCUCUCACCACCACCACCGGAAAGGCUUCUCCGGUGGGACUCGAAGACGACGUGAUCCACAUCAUGGACAAGCUCACCAUACAUCAACCCAAGCAGCACAUCAUCUCGAUUGUGGGGAUGGGCGGCACGGGUAAGACCACGCUUGCUCUAAAUGUUUAUGAAAAUUCACUCAUCCAGAGACACUUUGACAUUCGUGCUUGGGCUACUGUAUCUCAACAAUACAGUGCACAAGAAAUCUUUUCAAAACUUCUCUCUAGCAUAGGGCAAAGUGGAAGUGGGAAUGAUUUAGAGGUAGAGUUGCAUCAAACUUUAUGGGGAAGAAGAUAUCUGAUUGUAUUAGAUGAUAUAUGGAGUGUCGAAGCUUGGGAUGAGGUGAAGCGUUACUUUCCUGAUAAUGGGAAUGGAAGUCGGAUCGUUUUAACUACUAGGUUGUCGGAUGUGGCUAGUGAUUGUAGCUCUAGUUCUUGCUUCACCAUGAAACCUUUAAAAAAGGAUCAAAGUUGGGUGUUGUUUUGCAGAAACGCUUUCCAGCAAGAGCAUUGCCCUUAUCCUCAACUAGAAAGUGUGGGAAAUGAGAUUGUUAGAUUGUGCAGAGGACUACCCUUGUCAAUUGUUGUGAUUGGAGGGUUUCUUCUCAAAUCGCCUAGGACUGUAGGAUUCUGGGAGGAUGUUGCCAAGAAUAUAAAAUCAAUCCCCAAUUCAAUGGAGAAGCAAGAGAUCUUAGAUGUGUUAUCUUUAAGCUAUAAUCACUUGCCCCCUCAUCUGAAACCAUGUUUUCUUUAUAUGGGAAUUUUUGAGGAGGACAGUGAGAUUCGUGCAUCACGAAUCAUCAAACUUUGGGUUGCUGAAGGAUUUAUCAAACCGAAGAGAGCCCAAAUGUUAGAAGAGAUUGCAGAGGGGUACUUGAAUGACUUAGUUGAUAGGAAUCUUGUUCUUGUUGGCAGACAUCGAUAUAAUGGGAAGAUUAGGUCUUGUCGACUUCACGAUCUGAUAAGAGAUCUGUUCUUGAAAGUCUCUGAGAAAGACAAGUUCUUCUAUCACUAUGUCAAAAGGUCACUCGACAACAUGACUAAGAAGUGUCGCCCCAUCGAUCGGAUAAGAGAUCUGUUCCUCAAAGUCUCUGAGAAAGACAAGUUCUUCUAUGCCAAAAGGGCACUCGACAACAUGACUAAGGAGCGUCGCUUCAUAUGUCAUGACUUCAUCAAGAGUGAUGAUGUUCCUGAGAUGUCUGAUGCUCUGAAAUCAGCGCAGCUUCUUCGUUCUCUAGUAUGCAGAGGGUUCAAGCUGCCGGUUGUGUUCAAGUUAUUGAGAGUUUUGACUGUGGCUAGCGACUGUUUCACGGUAAAUAUAAUGCAGAUCUUGAACUUGCGGUGCCUUACUUUCCAAUCUCCGUACUUCUUGCUGGUGAGGCUUCCUUCUUCAAUAUCCUUCAUUUGGAACCUGCAAACAUUGACAAUUCAUGCGAGACUUGUCGUUGCACCAAUUGAAAUUUGGAGCUUGUCACAACUUAGGCAUGUGGAGUGCACACGGAUUUAUCUUCCCCAUCCUCCUCCUCCUCCAAAUGACUGUGUUGUCAUGGUAAACUUACAGACACUGAUAAAAGCAGUAAAUUUGAGGUUGAGUGAGGAGGUGUGUAAGAGAAUUCCCAACACCAACAAAUUGCAUCUAAUCUACGAUAAUGAGUUGGAGGGAUAUGAUGAUUGCUUGUUAGACCAUCUCCACAAUCUUGGCAGCCUACAUAAACUUCAAUCACUAAAGCUAGUUUCCACCUUUUCUUACCGUUCCUCAUGCAAUGCAGAUCAGCUCAAUUGUGCAUUUCCGGUAUCUCUGAAGAAGCUGUCACUCGCAAACUGCAGUCUUGACUGGAAUGAUCUAACAAUCAUCGGUUCUUUGCCCCAAUUAGAAGCUCUCAAGCUAGUGGAUUCCGUCAAGGGACGAAACUGGCGUCCGGUUAACGGGGAGUUUAGCCGCCUUACAUUCUUGAGCAUUGUUGGUUGUGAUCUGAGAUGUUGGGAUGCAGAGAGCUCCCAUUUCCCAGUUCUGAAGAAGCUUAUGCUUAUGAGAUUGAAGCAGUUGGAAGAUAUCCCUUUGGAUAUUGGAGAAAUUCCGACGCUUGAAAUCAUCAGUGUGGUUGGAUGCAGUGAGUCUGCUGAAAUUUCGGCGAUGAAAAUAAAGGAAGAACAAGAGAGUCUAGGAAAUGAGGGCCUUCAAGUACACGCAGGCGGCAGGACGGUCGGGAACCAAGCGGUGAACCUCCGGCUAGGCGAAGAUACCCAACAGUGGUAUCAGAGCCACGGUGACCUAGCCGGGGCACCCUCCGACCGCACCUCCUUCACCCCGCCGCCCCUUCGGGCUGCGCCAAUUCGCUCCCGACGAGCAAGGAAAGAGGUAGGUCCAGCCUCUCCCCUUCCUGGGAGAGACGGCUCUGAUCUUAGUAUCUUGCGAUCCUGUUUUCUUUUGUGCUUCCGCGUGUUGUCUGAAAUCUCGAUAAACCCUGGCAUUCAAAGCCAAGUGAGGUACACGCAGGUAGUAGACGAAGCUGGAGGUGAAGAGAAAUAA
Molecule: messenger RNA, 2970 nt
Organism: Salvia miltiorrhiza (redroot sage)
Lineage: Eukaryota; Viridiplantae; Streptophyta; Magnoliopsida; Lamiales; Lamiaceae
Product: putative late blight resistance protein homolog R1A-10
Exons: 5
Coding region: 1-2970 (989 amino acids)
Biological process (GO): defense response to other organism
Molecular function (GO): ADP binding
Source: RefSeq, a predicted model, not a curated record